AUGAAGCGGGAGCGUUCCGUCACGGACACCGAUAGCACGCGGCAGUCGCGGCUGAGAGCAGAUGAGCUGCCACUUGUCGAGGAGAUUGUGACGGUGGAGGAGACGCAGUCCGUGCUCAUCCGCUUGCCGUGUCUUGACUUUUUCAGGGACGCGCACGUCUGUGAAAGGGCAGCGGACACUGCUUGCGGUUGUGAAGCUCCCACAGAAGGCGGUGAGGAGGGCGUGUUGCAAUUCGCGCCAGAUGCCUUCACUGUCAAGAGCGGCACGCUUGAAACGCCGCACCCCGUCGUCGUGCUGCACUCGCAGCAGUACGGCGAGAUUGUCUUUGAGGGGUCAUGGUGUGAGCUGAACGACCGGAACGUCUCCGCUGCGCCACUGAGUAACCACGUGGUUGUGCAGCUCUGCGAAAAGGGCGACGAGCAGCCCGCCAAGGGCGGCGCCAGCACCAACAACAACAGCAGCAGCAGCAGCAUCAGCAGCCACACCAACGAGCCACGCAUUAGCACUGAUAAAAAGAGCACGGCAACAGGGAUUGAGGUGGCAAGUCUUUUGAAGCACCCGUCGGUCGGCAUCACGGCUGACGACGCGCGGGGGCUGCAGAAGGCACGCAACGCGUCGUGGGCGUACGGCCGAAUCGACGUGCCCUGUGCGACGUUGGUGUUGCGUCGCGUUGGGUGA
Messenger RNA from Trypanosoma grayi, 678 nucleotides. RefSeq lists its product as hypothetical. The coding region runs from base 1 to 678 and encodes 225 amino acids. The record is from RefSeq and is a predicted model, not a curated record. NCBI's taxonomy places the organism in Eukaryota, Euglenozoa, Kinetoplastea, Trypanosomatida, Trypanosomatidae. The transcript has a single exon.